AUGCUUAUCCUGUGGCGCCCUUCACCGCUCGUACCUGAUGUUUCGCAUGAUGCAAAAUCCCUACAAUUCAUCUUCGAAUCGGCAAAACAGAGCAUCACAAUUUACGCGAGCCUCCACAAGUCCCGCAAGAUUAACUACAGUUGGAUUACUUUGCAGUCAGUAUUCCUUGCCGGUCUGUCAUAUGUAUAUGCCUGCGGUCGCCACUUCCGCUCACGCUGGCGAAACCCUUCGGAGCCAUCCUUGCAGAAAGACCCGACGACCAUCGAAGUAGUGAACGACACAAGGGCUUGCUCAAAUGUGCUGGUAGCCGUCUCCGAACGUUGGAACGCACUCAGGAAUUGCCACGAAGUAUUCGACAGACUGUCGGAUGCCAUCUUGAGUGAUGCAAUCAAGCUUCAGACCGCACAAGCACAACACAUGGCUCAAUCUAUGGUAGCGCAACCUGUCGGUAUGAAUAACAACCACAGCAAUAAUUUCAACAACACUUUGAUGACGCCGCGGGACGCAACCACAUUCUCCCCGUUAGCGGUCGACACGGAGUUUCUGCACUGUUUUGACGAUUUGCAGCAACUGUACAACAUGCAGCAAAUUGAAGAUCCAAUCAUGGAGUUGAGUCAAGACUGGCUCGGAUAUCUAGGCAACGGUAGUGAGUUUGUCGAGCCUUCGUAUCAGAUACCGGGGUAUUGA
Messenger RNA from Aureobasidium uvarum, 687 nucleotides. The record is from the annotation of a GenBank genome assembly. NCBI's taxonomy places the organism in Eukaryota, Fungi, Ascomycota, Dothideomycetes, Dothideales, Saccotheciaceae.